Messenger RNA from Lemur catta (Ring-tailed lemur), 989 nucleotides. Its product is annotated as receptor-transporting protein 5-like. The transcript has a single exon. The record is from RefSeq and is a predicted model, not a curated record. Bases 103 to 807 code for a protein of 234 amino acids. NCBI's taxonomy places the organism in Eukaryota, Metazoa, Chordata, Mammalia, Primates, Lemuridae.
GAGUCCUGAUUGGUCAAUGCGGCUGAGUCUGAUUGGUCAGUGCAGGUGAGUCCUGAUUGGUCAGUGUGGCUGAGUCUCCCGGAGAACGCUGUGGUCACACCCAUGACCAGUGGGGAGCACUUGGUCACAUUCCCCUUCACCUUUACUAAGGACGCAGAUGCCUUUGCGGGUAUUUCCCAAAGCAAGGGGAAGGAGGGUGGCCACCAGGGCUUCGUCACUGCUGGUCAUGACCCCUGUCCAGAGACCAACGCCAGGGGCCUCACUUCCAAGGAUAAGGGCUCCCUGGCCACCUCGUCCUUCCCUGAUGACAUCAGAGGCAGAGAUUCUUUCAUUGACGUCACCGAAGGCAGAGAGAAGGAAGAUGGCAGCCAGGGCCCUGCGGGCCACGAGUCCCGCCCGCCAGCCAGCGCCCACGGCCGCGUCUGCGUCAGCGGGGACUCCGUCACCAACCCCUUCUCAGUCCUGGACGUAAUUCGCAAGGGCCCCGACAACAUCGCCCACGGCCCCCAAAACGAUGGCUUGGUCACCCAUGGCUAUUACAGGAAGAGACGGCUGAGGUCCAGGCUUGGCAAGUUCAGCUGUGGUGGCCGCAGAGAAGCAGACCUCGGCUCCGGCCGCGCCUGCCGAAGGCCACAUGCCGAGCCCUAUGAAGACGUGUGGAUCUGGGUUUCCCUGACCCUCUGCAUCUUCUGGCUGCUGUGCAUGUGCAGACUGAACCCCGGCAUCUUCCCCCAGCAGGUGUGUCACCUCCAGCUGCGGCCUGCCCUCUGCCCCCAAGCAGGUGCCACUGAGCAAAGCCACCUCUGAGCGCCCCCACCCCUACAGGAAGCCCCAGCCCCAGCCCCCUCCUCCCACCUCUUGCCUUAUGGUGGUUUUGUGGGUGUCUGUUGUGAUUGUUCUUUGAGCUGCACGUGUGUGUUCCGAGAGCUUUUCUGUGUGUGUGUGUUUAACCCCAAUAAAACAGAACCAGGUGGUAGCUCUCCAUCUAA